GCCUUCACUGUGCAUAAGGGUCGCUUUUGACAUCCGUCCAAUUAAAAUGGCGCCAAUAAAGAAGCGUACAACAGCGCGAGCAAAGUCGGCGCGCGCGGCUCGUCCAGUGCCAGCUGCACUCCCCAAGCCGGACGAUCUUGAAAGCGAGUUCGCUUCUUCAAAGAGGGACAAGCAAAAGGUCAAACACUCUUCGUUCGUCAGCAAGAUCGAGAAAUCGGCAGCCAAAACACAGAAGCGGCGGCGACCAAACAAGAAGCUCGUAGCAAACCUCGAAUCACUCGCCGAUGCGUUGCCAGGGCUUGGGGAGGAAGGAGCAGAUGGCGAAAUAGAGGUUGGGCAGGCAAAGAUUCAGCGUAAAAGUCUGAAGUCAAGACCAGGGGCAACAAAACGAAAGGAGAAACUGGUCAAGACAGAGAUGGAGCGUUUCAACAAGAACCUUGCGCAGCUGUCAGGAAGCAAUGCAUCGGCUGGAGUGCAAGACAGGUGGGCGGCCCUGAAGAGCCAUGUGCAAAAUACUAUGGAAGUCAAGCCUGAGUUCGCUCAACAGAAGUGA
Messenger RNA from Boeremia exigua, 553 nucleotides. RefSeq names its product ribosome biogenesis protein SLX9-domain-containing protein. The transcript is spliced from 2 exons. The coding region runs from base 47 to 553 and encodes 168 amino acids. Gene Ontology annotation, biological process: maturation of SSU-rRNA from tricistronic rRNA transcript (SSU-rRNA, 5.8S rRNA, LSU-rRNA). Lineage: Eukaryota; Fungi; Ascomycota; Dothideomycetes; Pleosporales; Didymellaceae. The record is from RefSeq and is a predicted model, not a curated record. Gene Ontology annotation, cellular component: nucleolus; 90S preribosome; preribosome, small subunit precursor.